GGGUGCUGCAGGUCGCGUGCAAGGCGGCGUCGGUGUUCACGGCAGCAGCAGCAGCAGCUCCCUCAGCAGCCCUCCGGAGGGAGAUGCUGCGCUGGUUUCGGUGCUGCGUCAGGAGCUGGCCAAGAUGGGUCGGGACCGGGAGGUGCUGCUGCAGCAGCUGGCUCAGGUGAGCAGUUCCGCCGAGGAGCGCAUCCGGCUGGCUCAGGCGGCCAUGCAGGAGCGGGAGAGCCGGCACCGGGAGGCGCUGGUGGCGGCGAGGGUGCAGGCGGCGCAGCGGGAGGCGGAGGCAGCAGCGGAGCAGAGGGUGCAAGCAGCGGAGAGCGCCGCCGCGGCUCUAGCGACGCAAGUACGGCAGCAGCUGGCGGCGGCGCUGACGGCGGCGGAGGAGGCGUGUCGCCACACGGAGGCGCUGGCGGGGGUGCGACUGUCCCGGGCGCUGGUGCGGCUGCAGGACGUCGAGCAGCAGGUCGCGCUGCUGCGGGCUGCCCAGCAGCGAGCUGCCGCGGAGCUGCGGGUGAGCCGGGGCGAGCGGGAGCGGCUGCGGCAGGAGCUGGCGGCGGCGCGGGUGGCGGAGGCGGAGCUCAGCAGCCAGCUGGCGGGCCGGGACAGCGAGGCACGAGCGCAGGUGGCGGCGCUGCGAACCGGGCACGAGGAGGCGCUGGCGGCGGAGCGGCGGCGCUGCGAGGAGGCUGAGCGGCUGGCGGCCAAGGCAGCUGCGGAGUGCGGGCAGCUGGAGCGGCAGCUGGCCAGGCUGAGGGAGGUCAGGGCGCAGCAGGAGGACGCCAGGCUGCGCCGGCUUCAGUCCCAAGUGCAUGAGCAGGAGACCCAACUGCGCAGUCUGAGACGUGAGCGCAGCACACUGUUAGCGGCGCUACGCAAGCAAGGCUGGGCGCCGCCGGCGCAAGGGGAGGAGGCGGCACGCACUGACCUAGCCGCAGCAGAUGACACAGACGCCGCGGCAAUAACGGCAGGAGACGUGGGCGCGGGGAACGCUACAGAGGCUACUACUGAUAUCGGCCACGUGCACGAGCGGAGGGAGACCGG
Molecule: messenger RNA, 1044 nt
Organism: Astrephomene gubernaculifera
Lineage: Eukaryota; Viridiplantae; Chlorophyta; Chlorophyceae; Chlamydomonadales; Astrephomenaceae
Source: the annotation of a GenBank genome assembly